Molecule: messenger RNA, 893 nt
Organism: Rattus norvegicus (Norway rat)
Lineage: Eukaryota; Metazoa; Chordata; Mammalia; Rodentia; Muridae
Source: RefSeq, a predicted model, not a curated record
CCACCUGAGCGGACCGCAGUGCAGGCGGCAGCCACCAGGGCCAACACCUCUCAGCAUCUCUGCUACACGUGUCACUGAGCAACCUCUCCAUGAAGCCGCCCUCCACGCAGAGCAGCCCCGCGGCCGUGGCGGCCGCAGCCCCGGCCAUGGACUCCGCGGCCGCUGCAGACCUGACGGACAUGCUGUGCGAGUUCGACGCGGUGCUGGCCGACUUCGCGUCGCCCUUCCACGAGCGCCACUUCCACUAUGAGGAGCACCUGGAGUGCAUGAAGCGGCGCAGCAGCGCCAGCGUCAGUGACAGCAGCGGCUUCAGCGACUCCGAGAGUGCAGACUCGUUGUACAGGGACAGCUUCACCUUCAGUGAUGAGAAGCUGAAUUCUCCGACGGACUCCACUCCAGCCCUCUUGUCCUCCGCUGUCACUCCUCGGAAAGCCAAAUUAGGUGACACUAAAAAGCUCGAAGACUUCAUCGCUGAUCUGGACAGAACCUUAGCAAGUAUGUGAAGCAAGGAGUUUGAGAUUCUUAUGCCACAAGAGUGAAACUCCAGAAGGCUACGCCAGGCCCUGGCAAAAUCGGCUACUAAGUCUGCUGCGGGAGCCGGCAGAGCUCGCGGCAUCCGGCCCUUCUUGGUUCGCCAUAACUUUAGCCAUUGGUCCAUCUCUGGGCAGUUCAGACAAUGAGGCUGACUUUGUUUACCUGCCUGCACCAUAUUCAACAGAUGAUCUAUCUAAUGUGUUUUUACUCCUUAAACAUAGCUCUUCUAUAAAUUAAAGUGCUUUUAUGGAAAUAUUUGUAAUUACUUAUAUAUAGUUGGAGGUCAUAAUAAGCUUUCCCAUCAUAUUAUAUUUUUGUAUACAAAUAAAAUUUAAACUGGGAAAAAAAAAAAAAGAAAA